UUGCACCUUCGCGAUCUUGACAGUGGGGCACAGUACACUGUACUUCAAGAAUAAUACAUGUAAUUGAUUGUUGCCACGUGUUACCGUGAUGGUCAGCACUUUUGUCAAGACUCAGUAUCUACGUGUACGCGAAGCACCACCUCAGGCUCUGGCUAUUAUUUGACUGAGGUCUUGGGAUCUUACUUUCAACGUUUAGAUUACGAAACCUGCUCUAUGUGUUCAAAAUAGCGCUGAAUCGGGACCUUGCUGAUAAGAAUUUAACGAGUUUUGGACGGAAAUUCGGUCCGAGGACCCACUGUGUGCAGUGUCUCUUUAUCAAGAUACGAACAAGCAAAGCAACUCCAAGCAGUGUCGGUGACAAAUAACAGCUGUGCUAGCUCUACGUGGAAUUCACCUUGCUGAAUGACACAGAAGAGAAAAACGAAACAAUUAAACAAAAGAGAAGGGAUCCCUGAAGCAGACCUUGCAAGGAGUUUUGUGAAAACUCCAUGAAAAGGGCUCUUUCCGACUGAUUAAUUAAUUAGUUAGGCUACCCACCGAGUACUUGAGCAGCUAUGGCGGCAGAAGUGAGCCAGUUCGCCAAGUGGGUGAUGGAGGUGGACAUGUUUCCGGUGUUUUUCGGCGCACAUUUCCUCCUUGCAAGCACGAUAGUACGUGAGGACUCAAAGGAUUUGGGUCCCCGUUUCCGACAGGAGCACCCGUUUGCCAUGUGGUUCUGCACCAUCAUGGCGGGUCUGUCGGGUGUUUUUGUGGCCAACUUCCUGUUUGGAGACCCCCUGGUGGACGUCAUGAAGGAAAAUGCUCUCAUCAUCUACCUCACCCUGGUCUGGUAUCUGAUGAACUACUCGCCUUAUGAUGCUGUGUACAAGAUUGCACUGUCGCCUCCGGUCUUCCUCUCUGCCUCUGUCCUACAAGAGUGCCUGCGGGUCAGGUUCAUCUUCUUGGGGCUGAAGCAGGCUGCUCGCGUCUACCCAGGGGCUUACAUCAUCAUUCUGCUUGGAGGGGUUAUCAAAGGUAAUGGAUAUGGGUUUAUCCGUGUUGUGGAAAGGCUUAUACGAGGAAAGUGGAAUCCAGGAAACAAUGAUAUCCUCGAAGUCACAUAUUUCGCCAAGUCUGGUUUGUACGCAAGCUUCCUGUUCCUCCUUCACCACUUCAAGUUCCUCAACGUGCCCAUCGAGUUCCUGUACCUUGGUGUCGUCGCUGUGUUUAUCAUCUGUCGUAUGCUGACAGCUGUUGCAGGGAUCAAAGACCCCUUCCUGCCCAUUGAGCUGCCGAUAUGUAGAGUUCUGUUCGGCAGCACUGGCAAGGAGAAAGUGGCUGCAAAGGAUCCAGUGAAGGACAAACUUGACAAGAAGAAGAAUUAAGUAGGCUUUAAUAGAUAUCUUUUUUGCAUUGAAUUUUCAAAAGAUUUUUAAUUGAAUGUCUGAUCCAUGCUAAGAUACUUUUAUGAGAGUGCUUUGUGGUUUGUCAGAUAUCGUGACAUUAAUUUUUAUAUCGACAUUGUUUACAUCUGAGCUUGCCUCUAGGUUUGAGUCAUUGGUUGCAAAAUUUUUAACUUCAAAAGUUCUGACCAUAAAUGAGUCAGGAACAACUUUCCUUGGGCUGUUUGUAAAGUUUGUGAAAAGAACUUUUCUUUUAUAUAUAUUGAAUUCGCAUUCAUUUUUGUCUGCCUCUUCUUCAACAGUCGAUAUCAUUGACGUUUUUUUCUACUUUAGAUGUUUACUAGGGACCAAAUGAAAACCUGACACAUACAUGAUAUAUCUGUUCCAUGGAGUUUAUGUGAAUUUUGUUGUCAGUUGUUGGUGAUUGAAUGUUUUGUUACUGGGCAAAUAAUUAUUGUUAACAGAUCACAAGAGUUGACUGAGUGAAAAAUCUGAUGUGUAUGAAGCAAUGAUCAUGCUGGUCUUGGGAAGUACUUUAUUGUAAGCAGGGUGUAUACAAGUAUUUAUUUCUUGUUCAGUUAGCUACUCUGUGGUGUAACAAAAUCAGUUGUGCAUGUUUUAGGGACCAGCAUUAUAUCAAUUAUACCUCCUUGUAACAGGCAGUCUGAGAUGAAUAUAUAUACAUAUGUAAGUUUGAUCAUGUCAACACAACUUAUGGAAAUAUUAUACUAUAAAAUGUAUAAUUCAGCAUUGACCUACGAUAGUGAUUAUUAGUACAUAGAGCAGCCAAUGACUUUGACCCCACUAUCUAACUUUUAUGAAAGUAAGUUUUAUAAUAUCUUUUCCAGUUGCCACCGUUGUUUUUUAUUUACAUGUGUUGAUUCAUUGAACUGAGAGCUUAAGUGAAUGGUUUUUGUUGAUUUUAUUGUGGUAAUGUUAUACAUCUGUUGUGUGUAUGAGUAAGUGCACAUCGUCCCUGUCACGAGCAAUCCACGUUAGUCCAAAUUUGGAAAGUUUUCGAUUUUUAUAGCCUACCUUCCCAAAGGUCUAUCAAAGAUGCACCUUUCAACGUCACCAAAAUGCAGUCUAGUGCUAUGGUCAUGACCAACAAUUUUCUUGCUUUUCAUGAUUCCUGAUCGAACAACACAACGAAAACUCCUUUUGUCUCUGGUGUAAAAGGUACCCGAAUGGACUUACGUGGAUUUCUUGGGACAUGGAUCAUGACGUGCAAUUUGUAACACCACUGCCUUUGUAAUUGACCAAGACGAAAUUCUCCCUGUGAGAUGAAUAAAGAUUGUCAUUGUUAUGAUGUUAAGUUCAACGAAAUAUUGCAAGAUCUCGACUCAGAUUUAAUUUUUUGGUUUUUCUUUUUAAAUGUCCUACAAUCAGAAAUUGUUUUUGGUCAAUUUAAUUUUAAUGGGUAUCUUUUACGUUCCCCACAGUUUUGGAUGCAGAAAGUGGUUUUACAUAUAUAACGUAUUACUGUAUAUUACUGAAUUGCUCAAUGUUUAAUGGAGACAGUUUGCGGUUGUGUUGUGUUAUUUAUGCUAAGAGUAAGUCACUGUGUCAAAUCGUGUCUUUUUUUGGCAUGGUGUAUAAAGUCAUAAAUUGUUUUAAGUGAAGGCUGAAAUUGCCUGUUGUGAAAAGCUCACUAGUGUCCAUUGCUUUGUGAUCUGGCAUGGUUAGCAAAAUGCAGUAAGUAAAAACUUCAAACCUUUAAAACUUUCAAAAACAUUUAUGGUGCUAUGUCUUAGUAGGUUAGUUAUCUGGAAAUUUUUAAUUUUAGUGUGUCCUGCAAAGUAAAUCUGUCUAAAGUGUAGCCACUGUAUAAUGAUAAGAUUUCACUUUUGAAACAUUUUUGGGCACAGACUUCAUUUCUGUCUUUUGGGGCAGGUUGGAAAGGGUGGGACUGUGGUGUCUGCAGGCUGCUCGACCUAGUUAAAGUGACACUUUUUUUACAUCAAACAGAUGUAUUUUGUUAACUAGCAGCCUUCUUUCCCCUUGGGUGGUACUAUAGAUCUAUUUCCCUUGUUAUUUUUUCAUAUAUAUAUUUACACAUUAUUUACUGCUGCCUGUAUCCGUGUGUCAACGUACUGUGAUAUUUUGAUACAGAAAUCACAACUCUGCAGAGGUUUAAGUUUCACCACUUUACUGCUUGGUAGUCUCCCAAACUGGUUCAUUGUCAUUUUAUCAACUGACAUAAAGAGAACAUGUUAGGAGAUGUACAUGCAAUUUAUGCAAUUUUUGCCUAUUUUACUAAGGGGAAAGGUAUUAAAAGGGCGAAAAAUCUCGGAGGGCCCGUGUGCAAGUUGCGCAUGUUAAAGAUCCCUUGGUGUUCUAAAGCCCGGGCAAAAUUCAAAAUUUCCUACCAACUGAAAACAUUAGGAGUGUCCCGCGCGCUCAUAUGAGCUAUGCAGUUGCGAGCGCCGUAAAACACUUUACAAAAACAUUACAAAAAAGGUAUUACGACUUUCUUUACAUCUCUGGAGGGAACAUUUUAUCUUGUUUGUACACACAUAGAUGGAAACACCUCAGCACUGAAAGGGUUAAGACACUCACAAUGCCUCUAUGUUUACCAUAUUGAAGAGAGUAGAGAGGUUCCAGUUAUAAGAAUGUGAAUUUGGUGACUUUCUCAUCAUGGGAAGAAUCACUGCUCUUCUCCAAUAUUAUGUACCCUUAUCCAAUUUUCCUUGUUUGGCUGCAUGAUCUGUUCAAAAUGAUCCCCCGAGGUAUGACUUGUAGUAGUUGGAGACAUAGUGUUUUGGACAGCACUGCCAUAAGGAUGGUACUUUACUUUUUCAAAUGUUGAUUGUAGACUUACAGCAGAAAUAGGUUAUGCUCCAUACUUGAAGUUGAAGUAUUACUUUUUGCUGCUUGUUUGAUCGUUUUAAAGUUUUGUUCUUUUAAAAAAAUGUUAUGUCUACUACUUCUAUAGAUUUUUAUUUGCAAACCAGACAGUUCUGAAUGCACUUUUUUUGCUUUCCUCCGAUGCAUCUUUUUGCUUUCUUAACACUUUGCCAUCACAAGGCUCAGAUAGUAAAAACCCUUGCCAUCAAAGGCAAAGGCAUUUUGGGGAAAAUCCAUAGAAACUGGUGGUAAACAUCGCAGGUUAGCGAGAUGUGACGGCAAAGUGUUAACAUACUCAUGGGUCCCAUCCAUGAAGAAUACAGUAUGUCACUAUGUGUAGGACUUAACCAACCAUUAAUAAGGAUUCUUUUUGCCUCAUAAUAAAGACUUACAAAAAGAGUUACCCUACAUGGAAAA
Aplysia californica (California sea hare) is the source of this 4646-nucleotide messenger RNA. RefSeq names its product trimeric intracellular cation channel type 1B.2. Gene Ontology annotation, molecular function: identical protein binding; potassium channel activity. Gene Ontology annotation, biological process: potassium ion transmembrane transport. The record is from RefSeq and is a predicted model, not a curated record. Lineage: Eukaryota; Metazoa; Mollusca; Gastropoda; Aplysiida; Aplysiidae. Gene Ontology annotation, cellular component: membrane.